AUGCUGGCAACAAGUGCGAUCGCGAUCUUUCUGAUCGCAUGGAGCGCCGUAUUCCUGAUCGAUUACGUGCUCCGAGUCGCCCACUUCGAGCCGUACCUCCGUCUUUCGCACCGAUUCGGCAUCGAAGUGACGCCGUUUCAGCUGAGAUUCUACGUGACUCCGCACCAUGUUCACACCGAUAUUCACAAAGAAUCUCUGCUCAAAGAGACCGGCGACACCAAGAAGAAUGGUGAGGAGAACUGUGGCACGAAAACCGAAAUGUGUGGGUUUCAGACAUUUUCUUCGAAGAAUCGCGGCGUACGAAGUGCAAAUCGCUUCUGAUCCGCAUCUGGUUCGCCCUCGGAGUGUUCGCCUCGAUAGUGUGCCUCUUCGGAAUGACCGUCUACAUGUCCCAUCUGCUGAUGCGAGACGUCGGACAGUGGAUGUCGACCCGGCCGAAAGUGGCCGCCUACCGAGGAAUGGAGUAUCGGUCGAUGCACAAUGUGCUCUCUUUAGGGCCGCCCAGUCCGACGGCAGAAGGCGUCAAGACGACGACGACGCCCGAAAUGCACAAUCCGGUGAUUGUGGACGAGGAGUACGACAUGAUCGAGGACGGACAGAAGGAGUCACGCGGUCUCGUGCCGAUCAUCCCCGGCUUUAACCUUCCAUGGAGCCAUAUUCCCAUCUUCAUGAUCGUUCUCGUCGUCGCCGCGGUGUUCCACGAGCUCGGGCACGCCUGGGCGGCCAUCUCGAACGGCGUCACCGUCAACGGCUUCGGCAUCUUCAUCCUCGCCGUCUACCCCGGCGCCUUCACCGACAUCGAACCCACUUCCCUCAAACGCUCCUCCCCGUUUCGUCGUCUUCAGAUCUUCGGAGCCGGCAUCUGGCACAAUCUUCUCCUGGCUCUUUUAGCAAUGGGAAUGUUCCACGUGGCGCCUGUCCUGUUGACUCCGGUACUGGCGGAAGGGAACGGAAUAUCCGUGAAGGGGGUGGAUGUCAGAUCGGGACUCUCCAGUCCUCGUACAGGGCUUCUCGCCGGAGACGUCGUCGUGAGCGUCGAUGAGUGCCACGUGGCCACUGCAGCCGACUGGUGGCGGUGCAUUCGGGCGGCACGCAAUCUGCACAACGGACGGUGCGUCGAUCGAGAGGCUGUCGAAGCGGCGACCGCUUUCAAUGUAAGCACAUUAGUGAAUUUAGGAACAAAUUGCAAAAAGCGAAAUUUCAGACACGAACAGAAGCUGACGAGAUUCUGUGCUGCGACGAGUUCAAUGUGACGACCGCGCACGUCUGUUUCGAAAGAGAGGAGAGAGUGCCGAACGUGGAGACGCAGACGCGGGCGCCACAAUUGAAUAUGCUGCUGGGAUUGGAGGAGGGACGGAGGGAGGCGCCGGCCGAGAAAGAGCAGGAGACAGUGACGAAGUACAGUUGUCUGCACGCGAGACACGUCGUCGAGCAGGCCGUCUGCAACGUCAGCAAUCCGUGCGAAUUGGAUGAGAGCAAGGAGAAAGUGUGCGUUUAUCCGGCACUCCACAACGGAACGCAUCUCGUCAAAAUCGGACUGUCCAACCGGCAGAAGCCAAUUCUCUUUGUCGGGCAGCUCAAUGAGGUCUGAGCAUGUUCUAAUCUGGUGGCCGUGGCUUAACUUCUCCUCUUUUCAGAUGCUCGAGAUGGUCUCCAUUUCCCCGCUGACUCCGCGCUUCUCAUUUGCCCACAUCUCGUGGCUUGAGCACCUCGAGCUCACCGCCAAAUACCUUUUCACCCUCUCGCUUGCCCUCGGACUCUUCAACGCAAUGCCCGUUUAUGCGCUAGACGGACAGUUCAUUGUGCAGACCCUUUUGAAGUGCACCGGAAUGAGCAUCAGGUAGCAUCAGGUGAUCCUCUGUUUCGGCGCUAACGGUUCCGUUUCAGACGCCGCGACCUGUUCCAAUACGUGAUUUUGAUGUUCGGCACCGGCAUUCUAAUCCUCAACAUUCUCAUUGGUUUCAUCAAAUUAGCCAUCAACUAG
Molecule: messenger RNA, 1984 nt
Organism: Caenorhabditis sp. 36 PRJEB53466
Lineage: Eukaryota; Metazoa; Nematoda; Chromadorea; Rhabditida; Rhabditidae
Source: the annotation of a GenBank genome assembly